UCAUUGUUUCUUCCUUUCUUUUUCUUUUACUUCUUGAGUGUUUAGAGACCAAAGAUAAAAAAAAAGGAAUAGAGUAAAACAUAGAAUGAAAGAUGGUGGGUUUGAGUGUAGUGUUGGAAGCACAGAAAGGUAGCGUUAGCAAGAAGACUCCACAAGUGAUUAACAAAACAACCAUGCUUAGUAGUAGCAACAUCAACAACAACAAACACUCUUCUUCUUCUUCUUCUUCAGUGAGUGUUGUUUCUCUUUCUCAGCACUCUCCUUUUCAGGAAGCAGCAGCAAAGUUUCUAGACCAAUGCUUUCUCUGCAGGAAGAGACUCUUGCCAGGGAAAGACAUCUACAUGUACAAAGGGGACAGAGCGUUCUGUAGCGUGGAGUGCAGGUGCAAGCAGAUUUUCAUGGAUGAGGAAGAGAGUGUUAAUAUUCAGAAAGACAAGUGUUGUUCUUUUACUUCUUCCUCAGCAACAAAUUGACACGGUGGUUGUUUUGCACUUUUGCCUAUACAUGAAUGAAGACUGAAGUGAUGACCUAGCCUAGAGUAGAGAGAAAAGAAGAAAAUAUUACUGGUUGACCAAAAAUGGUGGAAUUUAAUUAUUUUUUUGUGUUUUGUUUUCUAGCUACGUUCUGGUUUUACUUUUACCCGUGGUUUGGUUUAUGUGUUGUGUAAUAACUUCAAAGUUUUUGUCCUUUUGCUUCCUAGUAUGAAGCCAAAAUGUCCUUUCAGCUUUUAUUUUAUGGGGCUCCAUUCUCCAACCUCUUUGGUUGAAACCGUACGUGUGAGAAUGCUUUUUUCCAAUGUGUUUUUGUUUUGUAGCUAGACACGCAUAUGUUUAAAUGGUUUUUUUUUAAUCAAUAUCCAGAGACAAGGAUAUAGAAAAGGGGAGUGAUAAAUAUCAAGCUUGUUAAUUAUUAUCA
Molecule: messenger RNA, 915 nt
Organism: Glycine soja
Lineage: Eukaryota; Viridiplantae; Streptophyta; Magnoliopsida; Fabales; Fabaceae
Product: FCS-Like Zinc finger 15-like
Exons: 2
Coding region: 93-473 (126 amino acids)
Source: RefSeq, a predicted model, not a curated record